UAAAUGACAUGAAAGCAACAUUACAGCACGGUGCACGUCACUAAGGGGGGCAGCACAUAGCCUGCAGCCAAGUGGACAGCAAUGGCACCGAUAAGACCAAACACGAAACGCAUCGAAUUUGCGGAAGUGAGCGGGCGGGUGGGGCCUCGACAGUAAUGUGACCACAGUCGCCUUUAGGAUUGCGUGAAACGAAGCGUUAUGUAUGACCCUACAAAGACCCGUGGAGAUUUUUAAGGCCGGACGCGAAAUGAGACGAGGACGUGCGCAAUGUUGAAGGAGCGACUGAAAUAGAGUUUAUAUGCACUAAAUGUCUGGCGCUGAGUGAGGGGGCUAAGAAACACCAGGAGGAUUUACCAUCAUCAUCACACAAGCGAGAUCUCAUGACUGGAGCAAUGUGAAACGCUGAUAUCGCUCAUUCCUUCAGUAUAUUGAGGAAUAAUAAUGAACAACGCGCAAGAUAUGUCUCCCGAUUUUGUCUUGAUGCGCCUGGUCUCCGCGGCCGAGGAUGACCGCUUGGACGAGGAGAAUGGGAAUCUGUCGUCGGGCACUGGACUGACGGUGGCUAUCAAGGGGAACUUUGAAUGCACGCAGAAUCACGGCCACAUCUCGGCGGUGAACAAAGCUCCGCUGGCCAGCGGAACGGAGGCACCUGACGCGGGAGUGAUGGCGACUAGACCUGCGCUGUCUGUGCCGCCUCCUCCUCUUCAUUCAGCCGAGGCCCACGGGUACGAUCUCACCCACCGAGGUGGAAUGGGGCCUCAGCUGUUGGUAUUCAGAAACAUAUCGAGAGACUCUGAAGGGUUUGCCGAGAACAACUCGGAGGAUCAUCGCAGAGCUUUUGAGGACCAAGCGGUACUCGCUUCCGAGCCUGGCGCUGUGGACGCUCAACAUCCGCCUACAUGGACGCUGCAUCCACAGCUCAAGCUGCCUGCGGUUGCUACGGAUACGGAUGGAGCCGAGUUGUGCCACCGGCAUCGCUUGAUCACAGACAAACAAGACUGGCCUUCGGUGGUGGAUCACAAAACGAGCUCGAUGACAGAGCCGGGCUGGAGCUGCACGACGGCGCAGCGGCAGCUCCAGCUGCCCGACGGUCCAGUGCUGGAGCUGGCGAGGAAAUUCGGCGAGCUGGGAGUCGCUCCGGUACCCGAGUUUCUGCUCAAGGAUGGCGAGCUGCAGCAUUGCUCGUGUCAAAGCGUGCUCGGCUCGGCUGGAAUCAGACAGGGAGAGGACCCGACCGAGACCAGUGAUGCGCUGCUGGUGCUGGAGGGCCUCGGGUCAGAAGAGGUGAACGGCCUGGGCAUCAAUGCCUGUCAGAAGGCCGAGUCUCAGAACGCUGAGCCGGGUGCGUUUGCUCUCAAGUGUUUCCCGUCGGUGCUGUCCGGACAAGCUAUGGGGGUGUCCGGGAGACUUUGCUCGCCGGCGUGUUGUUUGUUACGAGACUCGGUAAACAUCAGGCCUCAGGCUCCUACCAGCGACAAACUAACUCCCGAGGUCCUGUCCCAAGCCGAACCCAGCCAGAACACCCCGUGCUCUAGCCAGGCGUCCACACCGAAGGCCCAGCCGGACAGGAGCACGACCCGGGCGCAUCUUUCCGCUGCGAGCGGAGGAGAGAAGACUCUGAAAGUACCAGGGAAAUCCAGGAAGGGCUCGCUUAAAAUCCGCCUGAGUAAACUUUUCAGAACUAAAAGCUGUAGUGGCUCAAACAACAUUUUGGACAAGAGACCUUCAGUAACAUUCUCCAUAUCCUCAGCGGGCAGUUUAGUUGACAUGUCUGGAGCGAGCGGUGGGGAACAAGACACGGCCAGCCAACCUGGACUAACAAGGGCACAGAGUGCCUUUUCUGCAGCCUCUUUUACUCCCGUUUUUACAGGAGAGACUGUGUCCUUGGUUGAUGUGGACAUCUCUCAGAGAGGCAGGAACUCCCCUCACCCUCCCACUCCUCCACCUCCCCCUCGGCGGAGCCUCAGUCUGCUAGACGAUAUAGGUGGGCCGCAGCCUGGGCCUUUCCUAGUGAGUGUAAUGGGGGCCUCCCUGCAGUCUCUCCCUCUGCCUCUUCCUCCUCCUCCCCCUCUCCACGCUACCAUCCAGCAUAGUCUCAGCCUCAAUGAUGCUUUCUUCCGGGCACUUCCACAUUCGGCUCCAUCACCAAUGGAGACUCCGGCCCCUGCUAGAGUGGCCCCGCCCUCAAUCAUGUGUCCACUGAGAGGAGCCGAUUCCAGCAGCUUCACUGCCAGCUUGAGAGAGCUGGAGCGGUGUGGCUGGUAUUGGGGGCCGAUGAACUGGGAGGAUGCUGAAAUGAAGCUGAGAGGAAAGCCAGACGGCUCGUUUUUGGUGCGGGACAGCUCAGACCCACGAUACAUCCUCAGCCUCAGCUUUCGCUCACAGGGAGUCACACACCACACACGUAUGGAGCACUACAGAGGAAUUCUGUGUGUGCAUAAUAGAUGGAACAGCGCAUGGACACUUCCUGGUGCACAGCUCUGCUCCAACUCCCUGCCAGUCUUCCAGCAGAAGCCAAUGAACAUCAGUCGACUGGCCCCUCCUCUUUGA
This is a messenger RNA of Sinocyclocheilus grahami, 2550 nucleotides long. It is a transcript of the gene socs7, whose product is annotated as suppressor of cytokine signaling 7. The record is from RefSeq and is a predicted model, not a curated record. Gene Ontology annotation, biological process: phosphatidylinositol phosphate biosynthetic process. Lineage: Eukaryota; Metazoa; Chordata; Actinopteri; Cypriniformes; Cyprinidae. Bases 442 to 2550 code for a protein of 702 amino acids. Gene Ontology annotation, molecular function: 1-phosphatidylinositol-3-kinase regulator activity. Gene Ontology annotation, cellular component: phosphatidylinositol 3-kinase complex. The transcript has 7 exons.